UUUUGGACGUUCCUGCUGGUUCUGGUCGCUUUGUGCCGACUCCUGCGAAUGCUCCCUAUGUUUACAUGAAGAUUCAGGAACGCGACAGGGUUCGAGCGUCGCCGGUUAACAGAGACGGAGGUGACGUGGAGUACUUGCCCAUGGAGCGGAUGUCUGUCGAUGACGUGAAACCGCCGUCGCCGGUUGUCAGCACUCCGCCAGCUGCUGUGGCAGCCGAGGCGUCGCCUUCUCCAGUUUCCAACGGAUCUUCGUCUGCGAAAUCGCCUCCUGCUGUUCCAGGUGGUGGCGGUGAUUAUGCAGAGAAUGGAGAUACUUCAGCCCAAAGAACCGCCAUCAAACUUCAUCAUCCUCCAGGUGGAAAAUCAUCGGGUGGAUUCUGGUAGACGAGCGAAUAAAUAAGUCGGCAACAAGUACGAACUGGUUGCUAUCGGUCGGGAUCUGUAUUAUUCAGCCAAAUGCCGAUCAGAGACGAUUUUUUGUUGUUGAGAGGCUUGAAUAUCAUCAACAACAACGUGACCCAGGAGAAUGUCGAUCAGAAAGGAAGCUUUCAACAAAACAAAACAAAAAAAGAAAAAUGGUUGCGAUUUUUGCUUUUUCCGCAUUUGUGAAAAUAUGUUUUCUAAAUGUUGCGCUUGCUGGAUUUUUUAUGCUUGGUGUUGUGCGGAAGUUUCCUGAAACUGCUGCUGUUUUUUGUUUUUUCUUGCUGUGUAUUGAGAAAAAUGUUUUAUCGCUUCCGGUCAAUCUGUGAAUAAAGUCAGCUUCACCCACA
Messenger RNA from Notodromas monacha, 769 nucleotides. NCBI's taxonomy places the organism in Eukaryota, Metazoa, Arthropoda, Ostracoda, Podocopida, Cyprididae. The record is from the annotation of a GenBank genome assembly.